Oncorhynchus mykiss (rainbow trout) is the source of this 2189-nucleotide messenger RNA. RefSeq lists its product as uncharacterized. NCBI's taxonomy places the organism in Eukaryota, Metazoa, Chordata, Actinopteri, Salmoniformes, Salmonidae. Gene Ontology annotation, biological process: regulation of transcription by RNA polymerase II. Gene Ontology annotation, molecular function: DNA-binding transcription factor activity, RNA polymerase II-specific; RNA polymerase II cis-regulatory region sequence-specific DNA binding. The record is from RefSeq and is a predicted model, not a curated record.
AUUGUGGACCGCCAUAACACCAUAAACGAAGAAACCGUAGUAAAAAAAAAAGUGUCGUCACCAAGAGCAAUUUCCAUGUUAGCUUUUUUAAUUGUUGUUAGAUGUUUAACACCCUGGAACUCAAAAUAAGAUUAAUUUAACCGCAUAGCAUCACAUGCUUACUCCAGCUAUUAUUUAAAUUUCAUUGGAGACAGGACUUGGAUGUGAACUAGGUAACGCUAGCUAGCUGCUAACGUUAGCUAAAAAUGGCUAACUGUAUGGCUUUUCACAGUCAAAUGGCAUCCAUCAUGGAGGUGCUAGCGAAUGCAGCCGUGGCAGAGAUCUGUAAACUCGUAGAUGACGACUACGCAGUGUUUCGUUUGGAAAUAACUCAAAGCCAGAAAGAAAACAAGGCAUUGCGGAGGAAACUACAGCAACUGGAAAUUAAGGUGGCACGGGACCGGGCAGAGAGGACAAUGCGAGAUCGCGUCCUCGCCAGUCCCAGUAGUGUCAAGAUCCUCGACCGAUACAGAGGAAAGGCAAAAGGUGAAGGACAUCACACUGGAGGCCACAGGAACUUUGUGAAGCCAGCAGGACACAAUACAUGGAGAGAUGACCAACCAAUCACUGUUGAUGAGGGGAUAGGAAACACAACCCAUCAUGUUAUAGAGUCUGCAGAGGCUGAAGGUCCUGGGGUCAAGCAGGAAAAGUCUGAAGGAGAGGUGGACCCACGGCACAGUAGAAACAUCCAGACUGGAGCGGCUGGAGCGCCCCCUGUAGCCACGGAGAACCCCACCACCGCCCAAGAGCAGUCCAGGACCCGACGCAGCAUCAUGGUCAGUGGAACGCUGAACGCCAUCCUCAAGUCAGAGACAGACACCAAGACCUUAACGGGGCUGAACCGACUGGGCUGUCCUCCUGCUCCACGCUCAGAGUAUUUACUUUAUGGCAAUACAAGCCCGAGAACUGUUCUGUCCCAUCGGGACUCAGGUGACACUUUACAGACUGUCAAUGACCCAUCCUGUUCAUACACUACAGAGAUGAUACCUGGUGACAUGCCUGUGGUAUUAGAUGCACAGACUAAUCCAAUGAAAGUGGACUGGAACCAGUACAGUAGUAGUGGAUACUCUGAAGGGUGCCUAGAUAAGAAAGGUGAGAGCCUGGUCGUAGAUGAGGUGACUGUGAAAGUGGAGGGCGACGCUCCUCUGACAUGGAAUGGAUACGAAACUCACUUAGGAGAAGGACACUCACAAGGCAACACCAUUGACUUCUUAGACUACAAGGAAAGCUUAGAGACAAAUCUAAAUGUCAUGACCCACUCCCCUUUACACACGUUUACACACGAUCCAUUAUCCAUGUCGAUGGGGCCCUCCGAUUCACACAGGGAACAAAUGGCCAAGGCGCGAGGAGAGGGAGCCACAUCGGGCAAUGGUAAAGAGAAACGGUUCCUUUGCAUGUUCUGUAACAAAGGCUUCAGCUGCCCCCAGAAGGUGGACAUCCACCAGAGGGUCCACACAGGGGUGAAACCCUUCAGUUGUACCCAGUGUCACAUGCGCUUCGCCCAGGCAUGCACCCUCAAGAGGCACCAGAGGGUCCACACAGGGGAGAAACCCUUCAGCUGUACCCAGUGCCACAUGCGCUUUGCCCAGGCUGGUGACCUGAAGAGACACCAGAGGGUCCACACGGGAGAGAGGCCUUUUGCCUGUGCACACUGUGGGAAGAGGUUCUCAGAGAAGAGCUACCUCAGGUUACACCAGCAGAAAAAACACUCCACUCUAACAAACACUUUUAUAUCAAAAGACAAAGAUUUAUUUUAGUUGUCAUCAUAAAAUAUCCACAGAUGCAUUUGGAUAUUCCUGGGUAUAAUAUUACAUCCAGCUAUUGUGUGAUAUAUAAGGCAUAGUGCCUACAGUGCAUUUGGAAGGUAUUCAGACCCCUUGACUUUUUCCACAUUUUGUUACGUUACAGCCUUAUUCAAAAUGGAUUAAAUUGUUGUUUUCCCUCAAUCUACACACAAUAACCCACAAUGACAAGGCAAGGACAGGUUUAUAAAUGUUUGUAUAUGUAUUAAAAAUCCACUGAAAUUUCACAUUUUUACAUAAGUAUUCAGACCCUUUUUACUCAGUACUUUGUUGAACACCUUUGGCAGAAAUGACAGCCUCAAGUCUUCUUGGGUAUGACUCUACAAGCUUGGCACACCUGUAUUUGGG